Messenger RNA from Phaedon cochleariae (mustard beetle), 954 nucleotides. NCBI's taxonomy places the organism in Eukaryota, Metazoa, Arthropoda, Insecta, Coleoptera, Chrysomelidae. The record is from the annotation of a GenBank genome assembly.
AUGUCACGGUGCGGUUCUUGUGAGACUUCUGUGCAAAGAAAGCAAUCAGUGUUUUGCAGUAGGCCGUGUAAAAAAUGCUUCCACGCUGGUUGUGUGGAUGUACCCAGUGAGUUACCUACGCAUCUGCUCGCCGUUCAGGGAUUGAGAUGGUAUUGCUCUAUUUGCAGAACCAUUGAAAAUAAGUUCGAUGACAAGAAAUUGCAAGAUAUCUUCGACAAACGGUGUGCUGCUUUGUUCGAAGAUUUCUCAGUUAAAUUUGAAUCUCUAAAGACUGAAUUUCUCAAUUCUGCUUUGGAAAAAAUUUCCGACUUCCCCACUACUUCUGAAGAAAAUAAUGCCUCAACUACACCAACAUUUGCUGAAAAGGUGAUUCAUGGACCAAAGCAAAAAAUAAUUGUGAAGCCCAAAAAUCCGCAGGAAACUUCCCGUACCAAACAAGACCUUCUUACUUCCGUUAAUCCAGUUGAUCAUGUCAUUAAAUUCGAGGAAGUAAGGCAUAUAAAAGAUGGUGGAAUGUUAUUCCAAUGCAGCCAAUCUGCCGAAGCAUCCAAGCUGGAAAAAGUUAUGCAUGAAAAACUGUCUUAUAACUAUAAUGUGCAUAUCCUGAAAAGUCUGCAUCCUCAAAUCAGAGUUGUUGGUUAUACGGAGAACCUUGAUGAAGAAAGUUUACUACAGUACAUACUGAAGCAAAAUGAUACAAUUUUCGGAACAAAUUCUGAUUGUAAAGUUGUUCGCACUGGAGCAACCAAUAAGAACAAAGCAAUUUUGCAAGCUACAUUGCAGGUAGAUAUGUCAUCCUAUAAAAAACUGAUCAAUCAAGGUCACAUUCUCAUUGGAUUUGAUAGUUGUUCGGUAUUCGAUGCUACACAUGUUCCUCGUUGUUUCAAAUGUAACUCAUUCUUUCAUAACUCAAAAUCUUGUAGAAAUGAAAUUUGUUGUGCGCACACGACCUGA